Messenger RNA from Megalops cyprinoides (Indo-Pacific tarpon), 586 nucleotides. RefSeq names its product small nuclear ribonucleoprotein Sm D1. Gene Ontology annotation, molecular function: RNA binding. The transcript has 4 exons. Gene Ontology annotation, cellular component: precatalytic spliceosome; U1 snRNP; pICln-Sm protein complex. The coding region runs from base 119 to 478 and encodes 119 amino acids. Lineage: Eukaryota; Metazoa; Chordata; Actinopteri; Elopiformes; Megalopidae. Gene Ontology annotation, biological process: RNA processing; spliceosomal snRNP assembly. The record is from RefSeq and is a predicted model, not a curated record.
UUCACGUCCGGGGUUAUUGCGCAUCUCAUGCUGGAACGAUUCAGUGUAUCUGUUUCGAUUCUAGUAUAAUUUUUUGAUAUAUUCGGCGGAGGAUUUCUCUGCUGAAUCUACUGUCGCCAUGAAACUCGUACGGUUUUUGAUGAAAUUGAGCCAUGAGACGGUCACUAUCGAACUGAAAAAUGGCACCCAGGUCCACGGCACCAUCACAGGUGUUGAUGUAUGUAUGAACACCCACCUCAAAGCUGUGAAGAUGACACUUAAGAACAGGGAGCCAGUUCAGCUGGAGAGCCUGAGUAUCCGUGGCAACAACAUCCGCUACUUCAUCCUGCCCGACAGUCUUCCCCUGGACACGCUGCUUGUGGACAUUGAGCCCAAAGUCAAGUCCAAGAAGAGGGAGGCUGUUGCUGGUCGUGGAAGAGGCCGAGGUCGGGGCAGAGGUCGAGGCAGAGGAAGAGGCAGAGGGGGACCAAGGCGAUAAAUUUCUCCCCUCUUCCACUGCUCUGCAAGCUUUCUCUCUGACUUUUGCUUUCUUUGAGAAAAUUGGAAAUGGAACUGUUUGUUUUUGUUUUUCAUUUUUUAAUAAACC